AUGGGGGAUGCGGAAAUGGCAGUGUUUGGAAAGGCUGCGUCCUUUUUGCGUAAAAGCGAUAAAGAGAGGCUGGAAGCUCAGAACAGACCAUUCGAUGCUAAAACUGCCUGCUAUGUCCCCGACCCUAAAGAAUUGUACGUUAAAGGUACAGUCAAGAGCAGAGAGGGGGGUAAAGCCACUGUGGAGACUCUGGUGGACAAGAAGACAGUAACUGUCAAAGAAGACGAUGUCCUUCCAAUGAACCCUCCAAAAUUCGAUAAAAUCGAGGACAUGGCCAUGAUGACCCACCUGAAUGAGGCAUCUGUGCUGUAUAACCUCAAAGAGCGUUACGCAGCCUGGAUGAUCUAUACCUACUCUGGGUUGUUCUGUGUCACUGUGAACCCCUACAAGUGGCUGCCAGUGUACGAUCCCGAGGUUGUGACUGGUUACCGAGGCAAGAAGCGUCAAGAGGCUCCUCCACACAUUUUCUCCAUCUCUGACAACGCCUAUCAGUUCAUGCAAACUGAUCGCGAAAACCAGUCCAUUUUGAUCACCGGAGAAUCUGGUGCCGGAAAGACUGUGAACACGAAACGUGUCAUCCAGUACUUUGCAUCAGUUGGAGCUUCUGGUGACGCGGCCAAAAAGAAAGAGGUUCAACAAUCUGGGAAGAUGCAGGGAUCUCUGGAGGAUCAAAUCAUCCAGGCCAACCCAUUGCUGGAAGCCUUUGGUAAUGCCAAGACACUGAGAAAUGACAACUCGUCUCGCUUCGGUAAAUUCAUCAGAAUUCACUUCGGCACCACUGGGAAACUGUCUUCUGCUGAUAUUGAAACCUAUCUACUGGAAAAAUCUAGAGUAACAUUUCAGCUAAAAGCAGAAAGGAGUUACCACAUUUUCUAUCAGAUAAUGACCAACUACAAACCAGAAAUUGUUGAGGCUUGUCUCAUUACCACCAACCCCUAUGAUUAUCACUUCAUCAGCCAGGGUGAGAUUAGUGUCAAAAGUAUUGAUGAUACUGAAGAGUUGGUGGCAACUGAUACUGCUAUUGAUAUCUUGGGCUUCACCAAUGAGGAGAAAUGGGGCAUCUACAAACUCACUGGUGCAGUAAUGCACUUUGGGAACAUGAAAUUCAAGCAAAAACAGCGUGAGGAGCAGGCUGAGCCUGAUGGCACAGAAGAUGCCGACAAAGUUGCUUACCUAACUGGCCUCAACUCUGCAGAUUUGCUAAAGGCUUUAUGUUAUCCAAGGGUGAAAGUUGGCAAUGAAUUUGUGACCAAAGGUCAAACUGUUCAGCAGGUCUACAAUGCGGUUGGUGCCCUUUCCAAAUCAAUUUUUGAGAAAAUGUUCUUGUGGAUGGUUGUCCGUAUCAAUCAGCAAUUGGACACAAAGCAGGCCAGACAGUUUUUCAUUGGUGUGCUGGAUAUUGCUGGGUUCGAAAUUUUUGAUUUCAACAGCUUGGAACAGUUAUGUAUCAACUUCACUAAUGAGAAACUGCAGCAGUUCUUCAACCAUCACAUGUUUGUUCUGGAACAAGAAGAGUACAAGAAGGAAGGAAUUGAAUGGGAAUUCAUUGACUUUGGUAUGGACCUAGCUGCUUGCAUUGAACUCAUUGAGAAGCCCAUGGGUAUCUUCUCAAUCCUGGAGGAGGAGUGCAUGUUCCCCAAGGCCUCUGACACUUCUUUCAAGAAUAAACUGUAUGAUCAACAUCUUGGUAAGUCAAACAACUUCCAGAAACCCAAGCCUGCCAAAGGAAAGGCUGAAGCUCACUUCUCAUUGGUCCAUUAUGCUGGCACUGUGGAUUACAACAUUUCUGGCUGGCUGGACAAGAACAAGGACCCCCUGAAUGAAACUGUAAUUGGACUAUUCCAGAAAUCAUCAGUGAAACUACUGGGUCAUCUUUAUGUUGUAACCGCUGAAGCAGAAGCUGGUGCCAAGAAAGGUGGCAAAAAGAAGGGCUCUUCCUUCCAGACAGUAUCUGCUCUGUUUAGGGAGAAUUUAGGCAAGCUGAUGGCUAACCUGAGAACUACGCAUCCACAUUUUGUGCGCUGUAUCAUCCCCAAUGAGACAAAGACACCAGGUGCUAUGGAGAACUCCCUCGUCAUACACCAACUGAGGUGUAAUGGUGUGCUGGAGGGCAUCAGAAUCUGCAGAAAGGGAUUCCCAAGCAGAAUCAUCUACGGUGACUUCAAGCAAAGAUACAGAGUUCUUAAUGCAAGUGCCAUUCCCGAAGGUCAAUUCAUUGAUAGCAAGAAGGCUUCUGAGAAGCUGCUGGGAUCCAUUGAUGUAGAUCAUACACAGUACAAAUUUGGACACACUAAGGUGUUCUUCAAGGCUGGUCUCUUGGGUACACUUGAAGAGAUGAGAGAUGAAAAGUUGGCACAACUCGUUACCCGUACCCAGGCUAUUUGCCGUGGAUACCUAAUGAGGCUUGAAUUUAAGAGAAUGAUGGAAAGGAGGGAAGCAUUGUACACUCUGCAGUACAACAUCCGUUCCUUCACGAAUGUCAAACACUGGCCAUGGAUGCAAUUGUAUUUCAAGAUCAAACCUCUUCUGAAGAGUGCUGAAACUGAGAAGGAAAUGGCGAAUAUGAAAGAUGAGUUUGAGAAAACUAAGGAGGCACUUGCCAAAUCUGAAGCACGGAGGAAGGAAUUAGAAGAGAAAAUGGUGGCUAUUGUACAGGAAAAGAAUGAUCUUGAACUCCAAGUCCAAGCGGAAAGUGAAACUCUGGCAGAUGCAGAAGAAAGGUCUGAAGGAUUAAUUAAGAAUAAAAUUCAACUGGAAGCUAAAUUGAAGGAAGCUAAUGAAAGAUUGGAAGAUGAAGAAGAGAUAAAUGCUGAACUUACAGCCAAGAAGAGAAAACUAGAGGACGAGUGUUCAGAACUGAAGAAAGAUAUUGAUGACUUGGAGCUCACUUUAGCCAAAGUUGAAAAAGAAAAACAUGCCACUGAGAACAAGGUUAAAAACCUCACUGAAGAGAUGGCUACUCUUGAUGAAAAUAUCGCUAAAGUAACUAAGGAAAAGAAAGCCCUCCAAGAGGCCCAUCAACAGACUUUGGAUGACCUUCAGGCAGAGGAGGACAAAGUCAACACUCUGACCAAAACGAAGACUAAGCUGGAGCAACAAGUUGAUGAUCUCGAAGGUUCUCUAGAGCAGGAGAAGAAACUUCGCAUGGAUCUUGAACGCGCUAAGAGAAAGCUUGAAGGUGAUUUGAAGUUGUCACAAGAAACCAUAAUGGAUUUGGAGAAUGAUAAACAGCAACUGGAUGAGAAGCUAAAAAAGAAGGAAUUUGAAAUCAGCCAACUUCAAAGCAAAGUUGAAGAUGAGCAAGCUUUGGCUUCCCAGCUGCAGAAAAAGAUCAAAGAAUUACAGGCCCGUAUUGAAGAGCUUGAAGAAGAAAUUGAAGCUGAACGUGCCUCUCGUGCCAAGACUGAGAAACAAAGGGCUGAUCUUUCCCGGGAACUUGAGGAGAUCAGUGAACGACUAGAAGAAGCUGGCGGUGCAACUGCAACACAGAUUGAAAUGAAUAAGAAACGGGAAACAGAAUUUCAGAAGAUGCGUCGCGAUUUGGAAGAAUCGACCCUACAGCAUGAAGCCACGGCUGCUGCUCUUCGUAAGAAACAGGCUGAUAGUGUCGCAGAGCUUGGGGAACAAAUUGACAACCUGCAACGUGUGAAACAGAAGCUUGAGAAGGAAAAGAGUGAGCUAAAGAUGGAAAUUGAUGACCUUGCUAGCAAUAUGGAAUCAGUGUCUAAAAACAAGGCAAACCUUGAGAAAGUUGCCCGGACUCUUGAAGACCAGGUCAGCGAACUGAAGACCAAACAUGAUGAGCAUCAGCGUUUGAUCAAUGAUUUAUCAACUCAAAGAGCACGUCUCGCAACAGAAAACGGUGAAUUGAAUCGCCAAGUAGAGGAGAAAGAAGCCCAAGUAUCUCAGCUGACAAGAAGUAAACAAGGAUAUACUCAACAGAUUGAGGAACUCAAGAGACUGCUGGAGGAAGAAACAAAGGCUAAGGGUGCUUUGGCACAUGCUCUGCAAUCCGCCCGCCAUGACUGUGAUUUGCUCCGUGAGCAAUAUGAAGAGGAACAGGAGGCAAAGGCUGAGCUCCAACGUGGCAUGUCCAAGGCCAACAGCGAAGUCGCUCAGUGGAGAACAAAAUACGAAACAGAUGCGAUCCAGCGCACGGAGGAACUGGAGGAGGCCAAGAAAAAGCUUGCUCAGCGUCUGCAGGAUGCAGAGGAACACAUUGAGGCUGUGAACUCCAAAUGUGCUUCCUUGGAAAAGACAAAACAGAGAUUGCAAAAUGAAGUGGAGGAUCUUAUGAUAGAUGUGGAGAGGGCAAAUUCAGCAGCAGCAGCUCUUGACAAGAAGCAGAAGAACUUUGACAAGGUCCUGGCAGACUGGAAACAGAAAUUUGAGGAAAGCCAGGCUGAACUGGAAGCAGCUCAGAAGGAGUCGCGCAGCCUGAGUACUGAGGUCUUCAAGAUGAAGAAUGCAUAUGAGGAGUCUCUGGAACAACUUGAAACUCUUAAACGAGAAAACAAGAAUCUGCAGCAGGAGAUCUCUGAUCUGACUGAGCACCUGGCUGAAAGCGGCAAGGCCCUUCACGAGCUAGAAAAGGCAAAGAAGACAGCUGAGCAGGAGAAGAGUGAGAUUCAGACAGCUCUGGAGGAAGCAGAGGCUUCUCUGGAACAUGAAGAGAGCAAGAUCCUCCGUAUUCAGCUGGAAAUGAGCCAAAUCAAAUCUGAAGUUGACAGGAAGGUUGCAGAGAAAGAUGAGGAGAUCGAUCAGUUGAAGAGGAACCACCAGAGAGUUGUAGAAACAAUGCAAAGUUCCUUGGAGGCUGAAAUCAGGAGCAGGAAUGAUGCUUUAAGAAUCAAAAAGAAAAUGGAAGGCGAUCUGAAUGAAAUGGAGAUUCAGUUGGGACAUGCAAACCGUCAAGCUUCAGAAGCUCAGAAACAUCUCAGAAACAUUCAGGGUCAUUUAAAGGAUACCCAGUUACACCUGGAUGAUGCUCUCAGAAGCCAGGAAGACUUAAAGGAGCAAUUGGCCAUGGUUGAGCGCAGGAGUGGCUUGCAGCAGGCUGAGAUUGAAGAAAUAAGGGCAGCACUGGAACAGACAGAUAGAUCUCGCAAAAUUGCUGAACAAGAGCUUGUUGAUGUCACUGAGAGAGUACAGCUGCUGCACUCUCAGAACACAAGUCUCAUCAACACCAAGAAGAAGCUGGAUGCUGACCUGAAUCAUCUCCAAACUGAAAUGGAAGAUAUAAUUCAGGAAUCAAGGAAUGCUGAAGAAAAAGCAAAGAAGGCUAUCACAGAUGCUGCCAUGAUGGCUGAAGAGCUAAAGAAGGAACAGGAUACCAGUGCCCACCUUGAACGAAUGAAGAAGAAUCUUGAGCAGACAGUGAAGGACCUGCAGCACCGCCUGGAUGAGGCUGAGCAGCUGGCAAUGAAAGGAGGAAAGAAACAACUCCAGAAACUGGAGGCUAGGGUGCACGAGCUGGAAAAUGAACUGGAAGCUGAGCAGAAACGAAGCACUGAUGCUGUCAAAGGUGUCCGCAAAUAUGAAAGGAGAGUCAAGGAACUGUCUUACCAGACAGAAGAAGACAAGAAAAAUGUUCUGAGACUACAGGAUUUGGUUGACAAGCUGCAGCUGAAAGUUAAGGCCUACAAGCGGCAAUGCGAGGAGACUGAGGAACAGGCCAAUAUUCACCUAUCCAAAUUCAGGAAGGUGCAGCAUGAACUGGAGGAAGCCGAGGAACGUGCUGACAUUGCAGAGUCUCAAGUCAACAAACUUAGAAGUAAAAGCCGUGAAAUAAGUGUGAAGUCCACCGCUGAAGAGUAGAUGAUAAUUUGAAAUGGUCCAAAGAAGAAACCCACAAAAUGUGUAUUUCUUUGUAACAUAAUUUUACAAAGGUACCUCUGCCUGUAGAAAUAAAAGUGCAAUUCUGAAAAAUC
Molecule: messenger RNA, 5930 nt
Organism: Carcharodon carcharias (great white shark)
Lineage: Eukaryota; Metazoa; Chordata; Chondrichthyes; Lamniformes; Lamnidae
Product: myosin-4-like
Exons: 39
Coding region: 1-5817 (1938 amino acids)
Cellular component (GO): myosin complex
Molecular function (GO): cytoskeletal motor activity; actin filament binding; ATP binding
Source: RefSeq, a predicted model, not a curated record